Molecule: messenger RNA, 1621 nt
Organism: Brassica oleracea var. oleracea
Lineage: Eukaryota; Viridiplantae; Streptophyta; Magnoliopsida; Brassicales; Brassicaceae
Product: transcription factor VOZ2-like
Exons: 3
Coding region: 192-1361 (389 amino acids)
Biological process (GO): regulation of DNA-templated transcription; positive regulation of long-day photoperiodism, flowering
Source: RefSeq, a predicted model, not a curated record
ACCAAAAAAAAAAAGUAGACGACGACGACUCGUGGUGAUGACUCCUUCCUUCUUCGUCUUCUUCGCUGUAUAAUCUCACUCCUCUUCCUAAUUCAUCUUCCUCCAUCGGAGCUGUAUCAAUCCCAAUCGAAACUGUGAGCAUCUUCGAAUCGAUCUCAUAGAGAGAGAGAGAGAGAGGAGGGAGAAGGAGAAUGUCGAACCAUGAGAAGAUCACGUGUGUGUCUACGUCCCAUCAGAAUCUGGUGGAGAAGCUAAUGCAACUCCAGGAGAGGUUCUCCCAUCUCCAGGCUGCUAGGAAGGAAGGGAGGGUUGGUGAUCACGCGGUUCUGGAAGCUCAGAUCUCUCAGAAUCUUCGUGAGUGGCAAGCAGAGCUCACCGCUCCUUCUCCUGAGCCUUCUCUUCUGGUUCGCAAGUCUUGGACUUUAGUGGAUCAUAGCAACUUGGAUAUAACUUCUCAGUUGGAUUACCAUCUCUCAGAAGUGCGCCAGGAGUUCAACAACAGCCCUUCCGUCAAGCUUGACGCGUCUGAAAACUAUACUGACUUCACUACUCCACAAAGUGUCCGUGUGCCUCCUCCUCCUUCUGCCUUUUUGGGACCAAAGUGUGCUCUAUGGGACUGCACAAGGCCUGCUCACGGAUCUGACUGGUACCUCGACUACUGCAGUGACUACCAUGGGAAUCUAGCUCUGAACGAAGAUUCCCCUGGCACAGCACCUGUUUUAAGACCAGGAGGCAUUAGUUUGAAAGAUAAUCUCUUGAUCGAUGCUCUUCGUGCAAAGACUCUUGGUAAGAAUGUUGGCAUCCCAGUCUGUGAAGGAGCUGUUAACACAAAAUGCCCAUGGAAAGCAGCUGAGCUAUUUCAUCUCGAGCUGGUUGAGGGUGAAACGAUUAGAGAGUGGCUAUUCUUCGACAAACCGAGAAGAGCAUACGAUAGUGGAAACCGGAAGCAGAGAUCACUCCCAGAUUACAGCGGAAGAGGCUGGCAUGAAUCGAGGAAACAGCUGAUGAAAGAGCAAGAAGGGCAGAAGAGAUCUUACUACAUGGAUCCACAACCUCCUGGUCUCUUCGAGUGGCAUCUCUUCGAGUACCAGAUCAACGAAUCCGAUGUGUGUGCGUUGUACAGACUAGAGCUCAAAGUAACAAAUGGAAAGAAGAGUCCCAAGGGAAGAGUCGCGAAAGACCCUCUAGCUGAUUUGCAGAAGAAGAUGGAGAAGAUGGGACAGUUGACACCUGAGGUUGCUUCAGACAAACCCUCUCCUCCAACCAAAGGGCGUACAAAGGCUACCAAAGGAGUUAAGUUAGCAACUCAAGACACUCCAGUUCCUGCAACAGUAGCAAAGGAGCCAUUAUCACAUCAGUGAUGGGUUCAGUCUCUGCUUUUAUCUGACUACUAGUUAACCUCUUUGAUGGUGAGUGUUAAUAGGGAGAGGAGUCUGAUCUUUGCCCCUUCUUUACAAUAGAAUCUGAGAUGGUUUGUAAAUUCUUUUAGCUUCGUUUUGUUUACUCUAAAACCAUUAGGAUUGUGUCCAAAAAAGAUUGCAACUCUCCUGUUAUGUUUCUGUGUUCCAAAAUGCUCUUGAAGCUCUCAUGUUUUUUAGACAGAGAGAUCACUUCCCUUAUC